AUGAAUCAUGGAUCUUUUUUCAAGGCUACUCGUCCGGGUCUAGACCAUUGGUUCUACUGGAGCAAGAAAAAUCGAUGGCAGACUAUUUUGCUGUAAACAACGACAAGGGCGCCCGCCAAUGCGCAGAAAAUCAGCACACACAACGUAUCAGGAGAAGUUGUCAUGCUCCAGUCAAGUUAAGGACGGAAAAAAUCAGGAAACCUGUGAUCCGCGCCAACU
Caenorhabditis elegans is the source of this 219-nucleotide messenger RNA. RefSeq lists its product as uncharacterized. Bases 1 to 96 code for a protein of 31 amino acids. NCBI's taxonomy places the organism in Eukaryota, Metazoa, Nematoda, Chromadorea, Rhabditida, Rhabditidae. The record is from RefSeq and is marked reviewed. The transcript is spliced from 2 exons.